UCAGUUCCAUGGCGAAGCGUGUGGCAGCGAAGCCUGGCGUUGCCACACCCGACGAGGCCUUAAGUGAGUCCGAGUCGACAUGUUACGUGUCUCUAAGCGAUCACAUCAAGCGCACACGCACCACAAGCCAAGACGAAGGUUUACUGCUGUCCAGUCUGCUGCCAGAGCAAUACUCUGGGUCUAUCUGGAGUCUAGAGUCUUUGGCAAUCCCCAUUACGUACAUCAGCACGGGCUUAAUGUACUCUUUUCCUCAAGCCACUAUCGAGUUUUUUCCGAGAUCCUUAGGCGCCACCGACGCUCAGCUCAGCACGGUAACGGUGGUGCGUGCACUUCCAUGGACGUUCAAAGUGCUCUUUGGUCUGUUACCGGAUGUGUUCCCGAUCCACGGCCAGCGAUUCACGCCGUAUUUGUUCCUUGGGUGUGUGACAGCGUCGCUAUUCCACUUACUACUGUCGAUUUACAGCGCCUCGGACUCUUUAACAGUUGCGUCCUUCGCAUUGCUGCUUUUCGGGGCUACAGUUGGUGUGGUUAUGGCAGACGUUAUGGCAGAUGCACUGGUAGCUCAUCGAGUGUUGCUCUUGCAACAGAAGUCACCGAGAAAGAAGUCGAAGGAGUCGAAACUACAGCAAGAAGAAUCCAUGGUAGCGAUGCAAUCCGAUGGAGCCCAUUUGCAGACUACGGUGUAUCUUUGUCGCUUUGCUAGCGAAAUGGUGGGCUACUGGCUGGGUGCAGCAUUGAGUAACAAAGCACAAUGGGGUUAUGGGGCUUCAAUGGGUCAACAGUUCGUUUUCCUUGCGAUCGUACCGAUGGUUUCGGUGCUUCCCGCGUUAAAGUAUCUCUACGAACCGGAGGAGAUUGGACCAAUGCCACUGCGGGAUCAAGCUGCCGGGAUCUGGCACAUGCUACAGCGACGUGCCACGUGGCAACCGGUGUGCUUCUUGGUGCUGGCGAACGCCUUCUUUGUGCAGAACGCUGCGUGGGGGAAUUACCUGAAAGUGGCGUACAAUUUCGACGCCUUCCAGUACGGAGCGCUGAGUGGCAUCGGAGCUUGCGUCACGUUCGCUUCAAUUGUUGUGUAUAGGACGUAUAUUAUGCCGCACUUUGAAGCUCCUUGGCACGACGUGUACUUCGUAACUGGCCUUGUAGUUGCGUUCUUUUCGCUGUUGAACGUUCUGCUUGUGUUGCAUGUGAACGAAGCCUUUGGCAUUCCUCCCUUUUGGUUUGCGAUGGGAGACGCUGCUGGCGAAUCCUUUGCACGAGGCUUCCAGUAUCUUCCCGUUGCUCAGAUGUUCGUGGCUGUGUGUCCAGAGCAUCAAGAAGGCGUCGCAUUUGCACUGCUUACAAGUGUCACGAAUCUGGCACAAGCUUUUUCCAGUACGAUUUCCAAUAUGCUGCUGCAUAUUUGGCCGGUAGAGCUGACAGAUCUGCAGAAAGUGCCUCAUGACUUUAGCGGCGUCUGGAAACUUUCGAUACUAACGAGCAUCAUCCCGUUGAUUCCAGUUGUGCUCGCGACGACUCGGUUGUUGCCAAAGGGACCUCGCCAAUUGGAAGAAAUGAAGCACCAACUCUCGCCAACUGGGGCUAGAGUUGUCAUCGGUGUGUAUGGUUGCGGAUUCAUUUGGGUAAUGGUGUUAAGUUUGUUAGCAAUAUUUGCGCCAUGUCAUGAGAUUGUCGGUGGCCAUGGCUGCAGCUGAUUCAAUAGACGUAACCUGACGGCGUCCAACACUCUGCUCGUGCACGUUUCACUCUUGUUUGAUGAUUUUCUCUGCGUUGA
Phytophthora infestans T30-4 is the source of this 1774-nucleotide messenger RNA. Its product is annotated as folate-Biopterin Transporter (FBT) family. Lineage: Eukaryota; Oomycota; Peronosporomycetes; Peronosporales; Peronosporaceae. The transcript has a single exon. Bases 9 to 1694 code for a protein of 561 amino acids. The record is from RefSeq and is a predicted model, not a curated record.